Messenger RNA from Oenanthe melanoleuca, 2282 nucleotides. It is a transcript of the gene CXXC5, whose product is annotated as CXXC finger protein 5. Gene Ontology annotation, molecular function: methyl-CpG binding; zinc ion binding. Lineage: Eukaryota; Metazoa; Chordata; Aves; Passeriformes; Muscicapidae. Gene Ontology annotation, cellular component: nucleus. The record is from RefSeq and is a predicted model, not a curated record. The coding region runs from base 435 to 1265 and encodes 276 amino acids. The transcript has 3 exons.
GUGUCGUGCCGUGUCGCGGCGUGUCGCGGUGUCCGGCGGCGCGGGGCGCUCGGCCCGGUCCGGUCCGGGUUUUGCCGGCAGCCGCGGGCAGCGGCGGCAGCGCCGUGCAGCGCGGAGCGGGGGCUGCGCACUCCCAGAGCGAGCGGCGAUGUGGAGAGCCGCAUGGUGUGUCCCAGAGCCGCAGAGCAUGUCUGUGCACUGAGAGCACCCUGAGUCCUCCGCAGCCGGCGCGGGAGGAGACGCCCCGUUGAUGCGCGGCCCCGUCUGAGCGUCCCCGGUGGCUGGCGCUACCAGAAGGGCUUUGGGGGUCUUUCACUUUGGCAUUGGGGUGGGUUUUGGGGAUUUGGGGAUUUGUUUUUUUUUUUUUGUUUUUCGAUUUUUUUUUUUUUUUUUUUUAAUUUUGGGGCUGGUUUGGUUGUUGUGCUCCGGGCACCAUGUCAAAUUCGGGCUCCCAUCAAGACACUGGGAACAAGCCAGAGACGGAAAAAAACAACCAAGAUGACUCUCAACCCCCUGUCAACUCCGAGAGGAGGAACAAAAGUGGAAUAAUAAGUGAACCUUUGAACAAAAGUCUUAAGAAGUCCCGUCCACUCUCCCACUAUUCCACCUUUGGUAGCAGCAGCUCGGUAAGCGAACAUUCAGAGAAAGGCAACCCCUUAGCUAAUGGCAACGAUGCGAUUGUGGAUAAAAGUCAUUCUACCUCAAAGCACAAAAACAUCUCUAGUAUGCUGAGCAAAUUAGACCGGAUGUCGGAGCUCUCCUCAGAAGGACAGACCGCCCUCCAACAGUUUGCUCAGUCGACAGAAAUGCUCAAAAGAGUGGUACAGGAGCAUCUUCCUCUAACAAGCGAGCACGGGACUGGUAUCUCUGACAUGGAGGCAGUCUCAGCUGCAGAGACAAUGAACGGCCCCUCUGAUUUUCCUUACCUGGGGGCUUUUCCCAUCAACCCAGGCCUUUUCAUUAUGACCCCUGCCGGCGUGUUUCUGGCAGAGAGCGCGCUCCAUAUGGCUGGCUUGGCAGAGUAUCCCAUGCAGAAUGAGUUGGCAUCUGCCAUCAAUUCGGGGAAAAAGAAACGGAAAAGAUGCGGCAUGUGCCCGCCCUGCCGAAGACGGAUAAACUGCGAGCAGUGCAGCAGUUGUAGGAAUCGCAAAACUGGCCACCAGAUUUGCAAAUUCCGAAAAUGUGAAGAACUCAAAAAGAAGCCUUCUGCAGCACUGGAGAAGGUGAUGCUUCCUACAGGAGCCGCGUUCAGAUGGUUCCAGUAGGAACGGGAAUCCCAAAGCUCUGUCAUCCAAGUGCAAUGUCACUGCUUGCUUGUGUUGUCUCAGGCAAGGGAUUUUUGGCUGAAAUGAAUGGAUGCACCUGUGUCUCUUUAGAACCAAAAAUAUUUUCUCGCAAAUCUCAUUCCUGUUUUUAUAAUUUUUUUCUUUUUUUUUUCUUUUUUUUUUUUUUUGCGUUUGUUUUAACAUCUUCGAGUCCUAGUCAGACAUUUAACUGCUUUUGAAAUAAAAAAACAAAAAAAAAAAUUAUUAAAAGAAAAAAACAAUGGAUCUGUAAAGUACCAAGACUUAAUAGACAGAGUAUGGACAAUCAGUUUCUUUCUGUGUUUUGGUGUUGAUGUUGUUUAUGUGUGAAAGAUGCAGUACUUGUGUAGGGAAUGUAAAUUUACAGUAACCUUUUAAAAUCUAGUUACUAAUAAGCACUACUGUAAUUUAGCACAGUUGUUUAAUUGCACCCUCAUUUAUACUUUUUAUUUGAUUCUUUCCCAUCAUACAAUAGAGUGGAUAGUUUCUAGAAUGCCUCAACUUCAUGUUUAUAAAUGAGAAUAUGUUUAAAGCGAUGUAGUAUCCCUUCUCCUCGCCAUUCACCUCUGGAAGUUUAACCCACAAGAGGGUUGGUAUAAAAGGUGGAAGAAAACAAUUGCUACGCAACAGGCAGAAUUCAAAAAAAAGGAAAAAAAAAGAGUAAAAAAAAGGCAAAAAAAAAAGAAAGUCGUCGUUAGUUUAUUAAUAUAGAACAAGAAAUGCUGCGUACAGAAAAUCCUCCUAAUUGCAACGGUUUACUCCUAGAAGUAAUUUUUGUAAACUUACAGAAGUUAAAAUCAAAAUAAAACAAAUAUUGCAGGACCUGUGCUGAAGCAGUUACGCAAAGUGAUAUUUCUCUUCUGUUCACCCCCGGUCUCUCCAGCUCUCUCUCCAUCAUUAAAUUGAAAUGCUGUUUGUAAUGUUUUAGCGAUCCAGGCUGUUUUUGUGAAUAAAAUGAAUGCAUGUUUUGUGUCAUGA